AUGGAGAGAAACGGUGCUGAUUUUCCUCAAGCACUAGACCCCACACGCCACUUCCACACAGUGCUGCUGGAUCAGAGACAGAGGCUGCAUGGCCAAAUCGCACAUCUUCAUGAGGUGGCUGAGAAAAUCAGCAAGCUUCGCAAAAGGUCUCUAAUUGCCAAUAUCAGCGGGAGCUCCCUGACUGCUGCAGGAGCAGUCACGGCCAUUGUGGGACUGUCCUUGAGCCCAGCCACCCUGGGAGCCUCUCUCCUAGCAUCAGCUGUGGGUCUGGGGCUAGCCACUGCAGGGGGAGCUGUCAGCAUCUCCUCCGAUCUCUCCUUAGUGCUCUGCAACUCCAGGGAGGUGAAAAAGGUCCAGGAAAUUGCAAUGACUUGUCGGAAACAGAUGAGGGAAAUCCUUGGCUGCUUGGAAUUCCUUCGCCGGGGGCAGSGCCCAGGGGACCCCACUCUGCUCCAGUCUGAGAAGAGGGCCUCCAUCUCACUGUACAACUCCAUCUGCUUCAUGGUAUUUUAUGGCUCCCACAGCUUCCUUGUGCCAGAAUACACAAAGGAGGUCACAAAAGUGAGCCAGACUGUGCUGAAGGCCAAAAUACAGAAGCUGGCUACUAACCUCGAGACCUGCACCAGAGCAAUGGAUGAACUCUGUGAACUACUCGAGUCCAGGACAGAGCUUUCCUCACACACAAGAAACCUCAGCUUUGGCCCUAAAGACACUGCUAAGACCCCAGGACCAUCCAGCUGAA
Nothoprocta perdicaria is the source of this 742-nucleotide messenger RNA. RefSeq names its product apolipoprotein L domain containing 1 (gene APOLD1). Gene Ontology annotation, cellular component: membrane; extracellular region. Bases 1 to 741 code for a protein of 246 amino acids. The record is from RefSeq and is a predicted model, not a curated record. The transcript has a single exon. NCBI's taxonomy places the organism in Eukaryota, Metazoa, Chordata, Aves, Tinamiformes, Tinamidae. Gene Ontology annotation, biological process: lipoprotein metabolic process; lipid transport. Gene Ontology annotation, molecular function: lipid binding.